Molecule: messenger RNA, 1641 nt
Organism: Anoplophora glabripennis (Asian longhorned beetle)
Lineage: Eukaryota; Metazoa; Arthropoda; Insecta; Coleoptera; Cerambycidae
Product: protein spinster
Exons: 7
Coding region: 340-1641 (433 amino acids)
Biological process (GO): transmembrane transport
Cellular component (GO): membrane
Molecular function (GO): transmembrane transporter activity
Source: RefSeq, a predicted model, not a curated record
UUGACAUUUCAAAAUUCGGUUGUGGCUGGUGUUGCAAAUACCAGCUGUUAGUGAAUUGAUCGCGCUCCUUUUCCGUUUAAUUCCACCUUGAUACAUAAAGAAUCGUUGUGAUAUGGCAAGCGGUGACAUUAAAAUAUUUAACUUUUAAAUAACCAUAACAGUUCAUAAGAUAUUGUCCCCUUUGUGUUCAGAAGGUUUUGACGUGACACGAGUAAGCGUAAUCAUCAGGUGAUAGUCGGCGCAAGCGCCUUUCGAACCCGCCAACAUGGAAAAUAUACGAAAGCCGCUUCAUUCCCGUUCAAAGUGUCAAGAAGUUAGGUUAAAUCUUCUUCACCGGUCAUGCCGUCCGAAAAAUUAGAGAAAAGUUCUAAAAUUGUUAUGCAAAAAUUUAAAAUGGAAGCCGACAUACCGCAAAAUAAUUCCCAGCAGGAACUUGUGCGCGACUCCGAGGAGAUCUGCGAACAGAACGAGAAAACUUUGAAGGACGUUAAAUUUCGGGAGUGGGUCGCAGUUUUCGUACUGUGUUUCGUCAAUUUGAUCAACUAUAUGGAUAGAUUCACUAUUGCAGGGAUUCUGAUAGAGAUCAAGCACUAUUUCGACAUAAAGGACGACAAGGCCGGUCUGCUGCAGACGGCCUUCGUCAUAAGUUACAUGGGGUGCGCACCCCUAUUCGGGUACCUGGGGGACAGGUACAGCAGGAGGUGGAUCAUGGCGGCGGGGGUCUUCCUGUGGAGCAUAACCACCCUGUGUGGGUCGUUCAUGACGCAAUUUUGGUGGUUCAUACUGUUCAGAGCCCUUGUGGGUGUAGGAGAGGCCAGUUAUUCCACAAUAGCCCCCACAAUCAUCAGCGACUUGUUCGUGAGUGACGUCCGCUCAAAAAUGUUGGCCCUUUUCUAUUUUGCCAUUCCAGUAGGAAGCGGUAUGGGCUAUAUCGUCGGAUCUGAGACAGCCAAAGCCCUAGGCAAAUGGCAAUGGGCCCUCAGGGUCACACCGGCCUUAGGUUUAAUUGCAGUCGUUCUCAUCGUUUUCAUUUUGGAGGACCCGGAGAGGGGACAGAGCGAGGGCAGCGGUCACAUGGAGGCCACCCCCUGGACGGAGGAUAUCAAGGAUAUCGUUCACAAUCGAAGUUUCAUGUUUUCCACUGCUGGGUUCACCUGCGUUGCUUUCGUGGCUGGCGCCUUGGCCUGGUGGGGCCCGAACUUUAUAGAACUGGGCCUGAAACUUCAGGACAACGGUACCGUGGACUCUGAAAGCGUGGCUUACAAGUUCGGGAUCAUUUCGAUGAUAUCCGGGCUGAUCGGGGUGCCGGUUGGCAGCCUCCUGGCCCAGAAGCUGCGGCACCAGUACCACCGCAUCGACGCCCACAUCUGCGCUGUGGGACUGCUGGUGUCCAGCCCGCUGGUAUUUUUUGCUUGCCUAACGGCCAGAUACAGCGCCCCGUUGUGUUUCACCUUUGUGUUCUUUGCCGAGUUUUUCCUAAACCUCACCUGGUCGAUCGUUGCCGAUAUAUUGCUGUACGUAGUCUUGCCAACGAGACGCUCAACAGCUGAAGGCUUCCAAUUGUUAGUGUCUCACGCGUUAGGAGACGCAGGCAGUCCGUACUUAAUAGGAGUCGUAAGUAUCCGAGAAUACAUGGGGUAA